AUGAAGAAAGAUGUUCUAAAAUGGGAUAGAAAGAAAAAAUAUGGGAUAAAAUUGGAUAAGACGCCACAUGGUGGAAUAGAUUUUGGGACCGAAUACAAUCCCUACAUGUUGAACUGCUACAUGAGGGAGAGCAAGUUGAUCAAAACAUGUUUCCAGUUGAUGGGAUCCGCCUUCAAAUCUGCCCUAUCCUCUACGGAUUUUAACAAGGGCUGUAGAAUCCUCACCCUGGCCAUCAAAUGUUGCGACGACGUGGAGAUGAACAUACGAAGCAACUGCAACGGCGACGCUUCCGAGCACUUCGUCCUCAAAUACGUUCGGCCACUGCUAAACUUCCAUCACGAUUUUGUGGUCAAACACUGCCCAAAAUUGCUGCCAAGUUACGUACCAAGGCUUCGGUUGUUGAUGAACCAGGCAAUCUGCUGGCAACAUUCAGUGUUCUUAUGUAUCAUAACAGCCUUCAUGUCGGUUUUCACUUGUCUCGAUCAGUGA
Molecule: messenger RNA, 489 nt
Organism: Helobdella robusta
Lineage: Eukaryota; Metazoa; Annelida; Clitellata; Rhynchobdellida; Glossiphoniidae
Exons: 3
Coding region: 1-489 (162 amino acids)
Source: RefSeq, a predicted model, not a curated record